This is a messenger RNA of Naegleria lovaniensis, 1959 nucleotides long. RefSeq lists its product as uncharacterized. The transcript is spliced from 7 exons. Gene Ontology annotation, biological process: carbohydrate metabolic process; N-glycan processing. Lineage: Eukaryota; Heterolobosea; Eutetramitea; Acrasida; Naegleriidae. Gene Ontology annotation, cellular component: Golgi membrane; endoplasmic reticulum. The record is from RefSeq and is a predicted model, not a curated record. Gene Ontology annotation, molecular function: calcium ion binding; mannosyl-oligosaccharide 1,2-alpha-mannosidase activity. Bases 1 to 1959 code for a protein of 652 amino acids.
AUGGCAAACGAGUCGAGUGCGGAUUCUUUGGACGCGUCUACGACGUUAGCUCCUUCGACAACGAUCCGAAAAAGACCAAUUUUUGUAUCGAGAGUAGCGGAUGAUGAUGGUUCGAACAAUUCCGAGCAAAACCAUCAAGACUCGAUUACUGCACGGAAUUCGGGUAGAACUGACAAGGAUUCAAAAAAGAAGAAUCCUUCUUCAUCACAACAUUCAGCGUCCACAAUUGUUGUGAGACUUAUUUUCUUUGUAUUGCUGUUGAGUGUUUGUGUCUUGGGAAUUGUCAAGUAUCUUUCAAGAAGGAGUGAAAUGAGGAGACAAGCCACUCUAUUGAAUUCUCAUUUGAAAAGACAUCAUACGGAUGAUAAUACAACGCCUCUGAUGGAGAGACACAAUGGGUUGACUUUGCCAUCCGUAUUAGCAUCUUCUACUAAUGACAAGAUUUCAUCAAAAAGUGAUGAUCAUGAAAUAGCAGAGAAUACACUUGUUGAUGAUCAUGCCACUCCCGAUGCAAUUUCGAACAAUAUUAAAAUUUUGGAUGACAGUAAGAGUCACGACGACGAAGAGGACAAAGUUGACGUCAUACCGACACCCAUGGACGAAAGUACAGACGAAUUUAGAAGAAAUGCGGUUAAGAAUGCAUUUCUUCAUGCCUGGAGGGGCUACGAAACAUAUGCAUGGGGUCAUGACGAAGUUAGACCUCUCACUAACGACUCAAGAGACAAUUUUGGAAACAUGGCUGCAACCGUUGUAGAUUCUCUUGACACAAUGAUCAUUAUGGACCUUCAUGAGGAGCUCGCAAAAGCUAGAGAACUUGUUUUAUCGUUGAAUUUCAAUAAGGAUCAAUGGGUAUCUGUUUUUGAAACCACCAUUCGUUACAUUGGUGGAUUUUUGAGUGCUUUCGAUCUCACACAAGAUAGCGCCUAUUUAAAUAAGGCUCUAGAACUCGGAGAAAGAUUAUUACCUGCAUUCCAUGCAGAUAGCAAGUUUCCUCACACCGAAGUCAAUCUUUAUAAUGGAGCCUUUAAGAAUGCAGAUUGGCAUCGUACAAGUUCUAUUCUCAGUGAGGUUGGAUCCAUUCAAUUGGAGUUUAAAUAUUUGAGUCAUCAUUCUGGAGAUAAGAGAUUUUGGCAAUUAUCUCAAGAAAUUAUGGACACCUUGGACAAGCAACCAAAGGCUAGAGAAGGACUUUACCCUGCCUAUGUGACAACCGAUCGUGGCUUGUUGAUGGGAGAUCAUGUUACUUUAGGAGCUCUCGGUGACUCAUUCUUUGAAUAUUUACUUAAACAAUGGCUACUAACAGGAGAAGAACAAUUCCAUCGAAUGUAUCGAGAGUUUGUGAAAGGAAUGAAAAAGCAUCUUCUUGCAAGAUCAUCACCAAGCAAUCUUGUCUACAUUGGAGAGCUUAAGAAUGGUCAGUUGGAUCCAAAAUUCGAUCACUUGGUUUGCUUUGUGCCUGGAAUGUUGGCUCUUGGCUCUGUCCAGCGUGGAGCAAAUGUUACUCAAGAGGAAUUGAAUGAAGACUUGGAAUUGGCUAAAGAACUCACCCGUACUUGCUACGAAAUUUACAACAGACAGCCUACUGGCAUUGGAUGUGAAAUUGUUAAUUUUUCAAAUUCUACUCAUGACUUCAAUGUUCAAGCUCCAUUUUACAUUUUGAGACCAGAGGCUAUUGAAUCAAUAUUUAUUCUCUAUCGAGUUACAAAAGAUCCAAUGUAUAAGGAAUGGGGUUGGAACAUUUUCAAAUCCAUCGAGAAGCAUUGCAAGACUCCAAUUGCAUUUGCUGGAUUGAAAAAUGUUCUUGUAGUUGGAGGAAUUCAAGACAAUGCCAUGGAGUCGUAUUUCAUGUCAGAAACUCUCAAGUAUUUGUAUUUAUUGUUUACUGAUCACAAAAUUCCGCUGGACAAGUACGUAUUCACAACUGAGGCUCAUCCACUCUCCCCUUUCCAACAUCACUAA